Molecule: messenger RNA, 2911 nt
Organism: Geodia barretti
Lineage: Eukaryota; Metazoa; Porifera; Demospongiae; Tetractinellida; Geodiidae
Source: the annotation of a GenBank genome assembly
UUUUUCGCUUAUCGUCGGACUCUGCGAGGGAGAUACGUUGUCGACAUGCCCAAGAGAAGACGGCGCGAGGGAGCCUGGCAGCGCAGGAACAAAGUACUUCAGUCUAAGACAAACGACCAUAGCGAGGGUUCCGGUGGGGAACCUGGAGUGAGAGGAGCAGGGUACACCCCUAUCGUCAAGGAAAACGAUCGCUUUGUUAAGUAUUACCAGGCUCCCCCGUGCCGUCUUCCGUUGUUUCUCUUGCAUCUUCAAUGUUCAUCCACUCUUCCCUCCCUCUAUUCGGUCAGGAACUGAUUCCGGAACAGGAAUGGGACCAGUUUAUGUCCAUCCUCAGACAGCCGCUGCCCUCCACGUUCAGAAUCACGGGCACCCGCCACGUGGCCACUGCAGUCAGAGAGUGUCUCCAGCAGACCUUCUUCCUGGAGCUGAGCAAGGCCCUGCAGGGCGCUGGGGGGCAGGGGGAGGAGUUAGCUCCACCCACUCCACUACCAUGGUACCCUGACCAGCUGGCCUGGUAUGUACCUCUGUCUAAAGCCUUCAUUCGGAAGUCUCCAGACGUUUCCAAGUUUCAUCGCUUCCUCGUCGAUGAGAGCGACCAGGGGAACAUAAGUCGACAGGAGGCUGUUAGCAUGAUUCCUCCACUAGUCCUCGAUGUCCUCCCACACCACAAGGUGCUGGACAUGUGUGCUGCUCCCGGUUCCAAGACGGCUCAGCUGAUUGAGAUGAUCCACGCCAACGAUGAGAGAACCCCUUCACCAUUACCCUCCGGAGUGGUGGUGGCCAACGAUGCGGACAACAAGAGAUGCUACAUGCUGGUACACCAGGCAAAGCGACUCAAGAGCCCUUGUUUCAUGGUCACAAACCACGACGCCUCCGUCUUUCCCGUGCUCUACCAUCACGACGAGCAUGAUGUCAGAUGCCCGCUCUACUAUGACCGCGUUCUCUGUGACGUUCCUUGCAGUGGAGACGGGACGCUCAGAAAGAACCCCACGAUAUGGCGUUCGUGGAACCCCGCACUUGGAGCUGGUCUACACAGGUUGCAACUGCGUAUUCUGAACCGAGGCCUGGAGCUGCUGCAGCCCGGAGGACGACUGGUGUACUCCACCUGCUCCCUGAACCCGGUCGAGAACGAAGCCGUCCUCGCAACCAUCUUACAGCUCUGUAGAGGUGCAGUGGAGUUGGUGGAUGUGAGCGACCAACUGCCUGGUCUCCGGACCAUUCCUGGGAUGACAUCAUGGAAGGUGAUGAAGAAGAAGAUGGAGUGGGUGUCAGAUACCAAGCCUUCCUCCUCCACUCUCUUCCCUCCUGACCCAAGCCUCUUGCCUCAGCUCAAUCUACACAGAUGUGUACGUGUGCUGCCACACCAUCAAGACACAGGCGGUUUCUUUAUUGCCGUCCUCUGUAAGUCAGACUGGCUCCCCUGGCAGAGAAGACCGAGAGACUCCGAGGGUGCCACUGCUACCAGCAGCAGCUGUGAGGAGACGGCUCCCAGACCUAGCGUUUUGGAAGGUGAGGAGGGAGGUGGGAGGGGUGGAGAGGAGAGAGAGAAGCCCAGCGUUUUAAUGGACGAAACUGGAGGGAAGGAGGGAGAGGGAUGUGGAGAGGAGAACGGCGAACCUAGUGUUCUGGUGGGCAACGAAGAGGAAAAGGGAGGAGAAGAAGAGGGAGGAGAAGAGGGAGGAGAGAGACGCAGGGUUCUUACUGGGGAGAAGGGAGGAGAUGGAGAGAAAGAAAGAGGGGAGGGCAGACCGAGCGGUCUGACAGCCAGCGAAGAUGAAAAGGAAAGAGGAGAAGGAGCCGGAGAGAAAGCGGCAGACAAUGACGGAGAAGGGGGCGGUACUACCAGUAGACCAGGGACUGCAAUACUCGGCAGACCAGGUCACAGACACGGGAAGAAGGGGCGAGUGUACCGAGAGGAUCCUUACGUCUUUCUCACCGACGAUAGCCCAGUCUUACAACUCAUUCAGUCAUACUAUGGACUGGGGGACGCGUUUCCCAGCUCCCAGCUACUGACCCGUAGCGUGGCCGGGAAAAAGAGGAACGUCUAUCUCACCUCUAGACUGGUGAAGGAACUGUUGCAGAGAAACGAACUGCACGUGAAGUUCAUCAAUGUGGGGGUGAAGGUGCUCGCCAGGUGUGACAACCGCACCGCCUCCUGUCCCUUCAGGAUAUGUCAGGAGGGAAUCGAGAGUCUAGUUCCGUUCAUCUCUGCCAACAGACUCUCCCUCACUCUGGACGAUCUGCUUCUGGUUCUGAGAGAACCAAACCCCCUCUCCACCGGUCUGGCCCCGCCCACUCAGGAGACCCUCAGCCACAUGGGGGUGGGUCCUGCUCUGUUUGAGUAUACUCCCGACCGCUCCAAGGAAGACACUAGGACAUUGUACGACCACCCAAUCUACCUGUCGGGGUGGGUGGCUCGCAAGUCAGUCAGACUGUACGUUGACAAGAAGUACAGAUGCCACUAUCUGGCCAUGCUGGGUCAUGAACCACCUCAGACCAUGUGCCUCGCCUCGGUCAGUGGCAGGAGAGACUGUGACAGUGAGGAGGGGAGGGGAGGGGAGGGAGGGGGCGGGAAAGAGGAGGGAGACGUAGAAAGCGGGGUCGAAGAGAAAAAGGGAGAAGUGGAGCUUGAAGAGGGAGGGAAUGGAGGGACAGGAGAGGCAGUGGCUGGUGAAGAAUUGAGGACGUAAUGGAGGAUAAGUCACUAAUAUCCUCAGUACAUUGUAUGUACAUAGCUUUCUCCAUGUAAUGUCUCUCACUCAUCACACCAGUUUAAUUGUCAACAUUAUUGAGUAUAUACAUUUUUCUCGCAAUGUCAAUGAAACUGCACGGACCAAGUCCCAUCGUUGGUUCUCGCAGUGACUGUUCCUUUUCAUGCAAUCCCCCAUGUACACAAGUUUCAGUGACACAC